Penicillium maclennaniae is the source of this 1179-nucleotide messenger RNA. RefSeq lists its product as uncharacterized. NCBI's taxonomy places the organism in Eukaryota, Fungi, Ascomycota, Eurotiomycetes, Eurotiales, Aspergillaceae. The record is from RefSeq and is a predicted model, not a curated record. The transcript has 3 exons. The coding region runs from base 1 to 1179 and encodes 392 amino acids.
AUGGGUAUUCCUUCGCUGCAUGCGCGCCACCUCAUCGUCGCGACUCACUUAGAACGCAGGAUGUGGCGCGAACCCACCGAGGCCGAGAAUAUUAAAUCUGCCCGGGAGAAGGACGCCUCCGCCGCUGCGCGAUCCGCGAUCCGGCGUCAACCCACCCAGCGUCGCCCGUCACGCCACAGCUCCGCCCGCGCGCGCAGCAAUGUCCUGUCAUCUCUCCAUUCUCAUAUCAUCGAUGAGAUCUCACGCGGCAUUGCUGAGCCUCAGCUCAGUGUGCGCUCUCCUGUAUUGAACCUGGGUGUCAGCGAAGACGGAUUGGACCUUGACUCGAGUCGGCGCGAAGCUUUGAAUCGCAGUAGCAUGCGCCUGGGGGGGCAACCGCCGACCAGAUCCGUUGAGCCGCAUCCUAAGUCCUACCGAUUCCAAUCACCAACUUCCCAUUCACAUCCUGGCGGGUGGGCGACCGUGUCUCCGCUCCCCCUCAUCCCCCGGUCUUCCCGCCUGAGACGUCGCAAUCAUGACCCUCCACCUUAUAUACCUUCCGUUUUGCUCCGAGACUAUCGCACUGGCAGCGGUCGUGAUCGGCCUCACCGUGAAAGUGCCAUUGAUGGCCUAGGUGACCGCCAGCGCAGCCUCAGCCCUAGUGUAGAGCGCGACAGCGACGACGCGUGGGAAACCUUACUCUCGACUAUCACUCCAGAUACAACUCUGCCCUCCGCCGACACUUCCUUCUCAUCUACGUCCGCCGCCACGACGAACCCUCGACGCAACCCAUCUUCCCGCUCUCUAGGUACCACUUCGCAGACACAGCCAUUCUCUCGCGCUAUCCGUCUUGCCCUCGAUUCCUAUCCUGAUCACCUAAACCCUUGUGACUACUCUUCGGAUGAUGAGGAUACCCCCGUCAACUACCACCGGAUGAUAGGACCGGGACCCCGGCUCUCACUUCGCCGCUCGCCGGGUACUUCCUCGACAAUGAGUAAUCAUCCUCCCAUUCCCACGAUCUCCUUCUCUUUCUCAGACUCGGGCGACUCGGAUCUCCAGCAGAUGCAGGCCAUUCUGGACCGACUUGCCCGCCGUGAGGAUAUUCCUGAUGACUGGUGGGCUGGCGCUGGCCUGUCGCGCACCAUGGGCCGUGGCUUAAGUGCCAGUGCCGAGGAUAAUGAUACAAAUCGCGCCGAGUGA